Messenger RNA from Nannospalax galili (Upper Galilee mountains blind mole rat), 1653 nucleotides. It is a transcript of the gene Prdx6, whose product is annotated as peroxiredoxin 6. NCBI's taxonomy places the organism in Eukaryota, Metazoa, Chordata, Mammalia, Rodentia, Spalacidae. The record is from RefSeq and is a predicted model, not a curated record. The coding region runs from base 108 to 782 and encodes 224 amino acids. Gene Ontology annotation, biological process: cell redox homeostasis; cellular oxidant detoxification. Gene Ontology annotation, cellular component: cytosol; mitochondrion. The transcript has 5 exons. Gene Ontology annotation, molecular function: peroxiredoxin activity.
GGCCGCCCACUCCGGUGAGCUCUCGUGUAGGUUUCACUGCGCUAGCCCCCGACUGCUGCUAGCUACUACGGCUGCGCCUCCUGGUCCCGCGCGUCACCGCUGCCGCCAUGCCGGGUGGGCUGCUUCUCGGGGACAUAGCCCCCAACUUCGAGGCCUAUACCACCGUCGGCCCCAUCCGCUUCCACGACUUUCUGGGAGACUCAUGGGGCAUUCUCUUCUCUCACCCACGGGACUUUACACCAGUGUGUACCACAGAGCUUGGCAGAGCGGCAAAGCUGGCACCAGAGUUUGCCAAGAGGAAUGUUAAAUUGAUUGCCCUUUCAAUAGACAGUGUUGAGGACCAUCUUGCCUGGAGCAAGGAUAUCAAUGCUUACAAUGGUGAUGAGCCCACAGAGAAGUUGCCAUUUCCCAUCAUCGAUGAUAAGAACAGGGACCUUGCCAUCCAGUUGGGCAUGUUGGACCCAGCAGAGAAGGACGAGAAGGGCAUGCCCGUGACAGCCCGUGUGGUGUUUGUUUUUGGUCCUGAUAAGAAACUGAAGCUGUCUAUCCUCUACCCAGCUACCACUGGCAGGAACUUUGAUGAGAUUCUCAGAGUAAUUAAGUCUCUGCAGCUGACAGCAGAAAAAAAGGUGGCCACCCCAGUGGAUUGGAAGGAUGGAGAUAGUGUGAUGGUCGUUCCAACCAUCCCUGAAGAGGAAGCCAAACAACUCUUCCCUAAAGGAGUCUUCACUAAAGAGCUCCCAUCUGGCAAAAAAUACCUUCGCUAUACUCCCCAGCCUUAAGUCUGUGUGCGGUAGUUGGGGCUGCAGCUGCUCACUCAGCACUGUGAACCUAAGGAUAUCAGCUGCUAGUCAUGUUUCCUUGCAGUAGUUCCAUAGAAACAUCCUGGUGUGAUGACAGCCAGGGUCGUAGGGUCACUAUACUACUACUGGCUCAUUAAACGGAAAUGGCACCAAAAUCUCUUGGGAUUCUUUAGCCUGUGCCUUCACCAGCAUUCUCUCCUGUCCUCAGCACCCUAGUGACUAACUCUCUUUGAAAUAGAUUCUCUAUUUGAGAGUCAAAUCUCAUUGGGUCUCUGCAGGGUUUGUCAUCAACAAGGUAGUAUCAGAUGAUAGUUAAGGAAUCUUAAUUUGCUCUGUCAUCAAUUUUCAUAGCUGUCCAAAUUGAAUCUUCUGCUACCCAUUUUGGUGAACAGUAGAACUUGAAAUUAAAUUUCUCUUAAAGACUACAACCCAGGAAUUUAGAGUAACAUGUAUUCUUUAAUACUUGGUGUUUUUAAUCAUUUGGGGAGAAAACUUUUCAAUUCUGUGCUUUUUUAGUAGAUAGCUGAAGUAAGGACAGCAGGAGAGUUCUUUAACUAUUUUGCUGUAAAAAAUGGGUGGUAAGUUUCUGUCAAAUGGGGACUGUGAAAGGCUUCUUUUGCCUGCUGAAGAAGGAGAUGUAUCCAAAGGUGUGAGCAAGGCGGUGCAUGUACCUCAUGGCAUUUCCCUAUGUCAGUCUGUUCUCUGAUGAUGUGUGCCUGUGAACACACCUUGUGAAAAGAGGAGAGGCGAUAGAGAACAUUUUAUUACUGAACUGUCCGAGCAAUAGGCUGCCAUUUUCUGAACUUUGCUUUUUGCAGAUCAACAAAUAAAAUCCUCUGUUGAAACCGGA